AAUCGGCAGUCUUGCGCUUACCCCAAGGAUUUGCUAACUGUCUAUCCGGAAGGCUCGACCCGAGCGCAGAGUUCAGUUGGUGUUGAGAUUCGUGACGGGGCAGUGAUGAUCCGUGUCGUCAAUUCCGACAAUGAGUCGUGAAGUCUUCUGUGCGCAAGUGCAAGGUUUGGGGAGAUGGUCGUGUAUCCCUCGCAGCACUGCUUUGACACAGGCCAACCUGCAAGGAUCCCGCAAGUCUAAUCCGCCUCUCGCUCUCUGGUCGUUUGCGGACCGUGUUUAUAAGGCAGCUUGGGCACAGUAACCGCUCGAUGGCUCUGCUACGCUUCGCUCAAAGUCGCACAGACCGCACUUGGUCGACUUGGCAAACGGCAGAACAUUCAGCACGAUCGUAAUUGAAAUCGAAGGG
Messenger RNA from Baudoinia panamericana UAMH 10762, 406 nucleotides. RefSeq lists its product as uncharacterized. Bases 131 to 301 code for a protein of 56 amino acids. The record is from RefSeq and is a predicted model, not a curated record. NCBI's taxonomy places the organism in Eukaryota, Fungi, Ascomycota, Dothideomycetes, Mycosphaerellales, Teratosphaeriaceae. The transcript has a single exon.